UUUUUUAAAAACAAGUAAUAAACUGAAGCAUUCAGGUGAUUACGGACAUGUUCCGGAAAGAAGAAUUGUAGACAUGAAAUAUUUUGGCGAGAUAUUUGACAAAGGGUGUAAAUCAUGUAAACGACAUUUCUUAUUCAAGGAUAUCAUCGCAGAAAACAUUUAUGGACUUUGUUCAUUAGUGAAAUUUAAGUGUUCAAAAUGUCGACAAGAAACUACAAUUUCUACAUCGAGGGCUUCCGGAGAAACUGAUAAGACUUUGACAAAAUCUCCGUACUCAGUUAAUCUGAAAGCUGCAAUUGGGAUGAUCCACGCUGGUAUAGGAGAAACACACAUGAAUGGCUUUCUUGUGACAUUAGGGAUACCACCAAUACACCAUAAAACAUUGAAAAAACAUGAACGGAAAGUUGGAAAAGUUAUGGAGGAAAAUGCACGAGAUUCAUGUGCCCGUGCGUGCGAAGAGGAAAAGACGGCAUCACAAGCUUGUAUGUUACCAGCGACUGUCACAGAACGAGGUGAUGGCGAUAACAUAAGAGACACGUUCCUGCAUGAACCAAAUACUGAUCGGGUUGCAGCAGACGACAAAGAGAUGUACGCAGCAGAUGACACCGACACUGAUCAAAUAACUUUUGAUGAGGCAAUGGCUAUGUUAGAAGAAUAUGACAGAGCUAGCGCAUCAAAUGAGAUUCAGACUACAGACCAAGCAGAGGGACAGUCAUCCUUUCACAUCUCUGCAUUAAACGAAGAUACAUCACAAAAUAUGGUAGAAAUGGAGACUUUGCAGAAAGACCAAGUUGAAGUUGUUGUUAGCCAAGACGCAGCAUGGUCAAAACGUGGCCGCGGAAUGAACAGUUUAUCAGGUUGGGGACAUGUUAUAGGAGUGAAGACUAAAAAGUGUUUGAACUAUUCUACACGAGUCAAGAACUGCGCAAAGUGUAACUUUAACAGCAAAACGGGAAAAAAGGUACAGCAGCAUGAUUGUCGUAAAAACUGGACCGGAAGUGCUAAAAGUAUGGAACCGGAUAUCGUAACGAGUCUGCACGAAAAAGCGAUGGAUUCUGGUAUGAAAUUUAUAGGUGUAAUUGGUGACGAAGAUUCAUCAGCUAUAAAACACAUACGAGAGAAAGUGAAUCCAAAAAUCAAGAAAUUUUCAGAUUUCGGACAUAUAAAAAGAAAUUUGAGACGGAAACUUGAGACACUACAGAAAGAAAAUAAAAGUCUCACCAGGAAAGUUACAGACAGCUUCCUAAAAAACUUCUCAUAUGCUGUCAAACAAAACAGAACAGGGACAGAGGAUGACAUGAGCAAGUCUAUAAUGGCAAUAGUACCUCAUAUGUAUGGAAAUCACAGUAUGUGUGGUCAUUGGUGUUCCAUCACGACUGGCAAAAAUGAAAAACAUGCUAAUUUACCUAAAGGCAAAGAUCUGACUGACCAGUCAUUGAGACUCGAAAUGGAGAAUUUGUUGGCGCCUUUUAUUUCUAACCCGGAAAAACUCAUGACAUCUGGUACAACCCAGUCAAAUGAAUCACUGAAUAAUGUUGCUUGGAGCAAAGCUCCUAAAAUACGAAACUACAAUGCCAGCGAAAGUUUUGACAUUCGGUGUUCGGCUGGAGUCGCGCAGUUUAAUGAUGGAAUUGGAUAUGUGAACAAAGUUAUAGAAAAUUCAGGUCUUUCUCCACAAAAAAAUACUAGUAAAUACACUUGUUCAAAAGACAGACAGAGGAAUUAUUUUAAAUCUUAUAAAACCGAAAAAAAAAGUCAAGCAAAGGCGUUACGAACUGAAGAAGAAAAGAUUGUUUGUGAAUACCUCUUCCGAAAUUAAGGAAGGCACAACAUAUGCAUCAGAGUGUACAUUCGAAACGGAAGAUAUCGAUACUGUAAGAAUCCCGGAUGCCACAGACUUUUGCCAAGCAAACGAAAAUGCAGGAAACAUUGGCGGAAAUUUCAUAUUUUACGACAUUGAAACUACGUCACUAGGGAACGAAGCUGAAAUUGUGCAACUUUCUGCGAUGUCCAGGAUCGGCACAAAAUUCAACCAGUAUGUCGUUCCCGACGGGUACAUCACUAAACAAGCGUCGGCAGUUACCGGAAUUACGAUUUCUGUAAUAAACGAUAAAAAGGUUUUAUACAAAGAAGGAAAACCGCUCCCCGGGCGCACCAUUUGUGAUGUGUUGAAAAGUUUUAUUAAAUGGAUUCGGUUGUUGGAUGAAAAACAUAACAUUUUAGUUGCCCAUAAUGGAAAACAAUUCGACAUGAGAAUCUUGGUAAAAAGUUGUAUUAAAGCCGGAUGUCUGGACGAGCUAUCUGAACAGAUUUAUGGAUUUGUUGACACUUUACCACUGUUUAGAUCUAUAACAGAAAAGGGAGUUUCAGCAUCGCUAGUAAAUAUAUAUCAGAGGGAGUUCGGCUGUAAAUACAACGCACAUGACUCAUGUGAAGAUACACAAGCACUUAUGCAUUUGUUCUAUCACAAAAAUCUCGAACAAAGAGCAUCAUCUUCUUUCAUAAAAUUUGAUCUUGCUUUGAAAUAUUUAAAAAAUGUAAGUGUUGUUAAAAGAAAUCGCAACCAAAUUGAGCGUAAACUCUGUGUGGAGAACAAAAUAAUUUCCACGUAUUUAGCAAGGAAAAUAGCUGUCACCGGACUUUCCUAUGAUCAUUUAUAGCUAGCAUUUGCAAGGGACUGUGUGAAUGGCUUGCGGUAUGUAUUAGGAGAAAAGGUUAACGGUAAAGCGAGAGUAACCGAAAAGACAACUAUUAUUCGAGCUUUGAAUCUGCAUUUUGAAAACAUCAAUAGGAAAUAAAUAGUGUGUAUUACAAAACAUAUGUUGUGUCAAAAGUGUUUUCCUUUCACCAUUAAUGGUAUCUGCAGUUCAGAUCGACUGUAUCGUGAAAAGUUCUAAUAAUAAAAACAUAUUGUUUUUAACUAAACGAUGUAUAACUCAUUGCAGAGUUGGAGCGGUCUUCUGCGCAUGCCCGAAAGUGAUCAUCAAUUGUAGCGCACGGCAAAAUUAUGCAUAUUUUUGCAUGUCCGCACGCAUUUAGUGUAUAAUAACCAUAAAAUACUGACUAAAGGUUAGGGUUAG
Mercenaria mercenaria is the source of this 3080-nucleotide messenger RNA. RefSeq lists its product as uncharacterized. The record is from RefSeq and is a predicted model, not a curated record. NCBI's taxonomy places the organism in Eukaryota, Metazoa, Mollusca, Bivalvia, Venerida, Veneridae. The transcript is spliced from 5 exons. Bases 74 to 1819 code for a protein of 581 amino acids.